UUUUAGUAAUUGCUACAUGGGAGCUAGACGUUAAUGGAACGGAAUUAGCAGAUGCUUUUGUUAUGUGCGGGGUAAAUACUUUAAAAAAUGAUUUAAUAUUAUUUAUUAAAAAAGGUAUUAUACGGACUGGAGAAUGCAAAAGAUCGCGAGACAUUCAUCUCUUUUGCCUUUGAUUUGGAAAGAAAGAAUUUUAAAAAUAAAUACCUAAAUUAUUUAGUUAAUUAAAAAAUUUCAGAAAAUGAAAGUCUAUUCAUCGAUGUUCCUUGGUAGGUACAAUCCCUAUGAAGGUUUGACCCAGAUAAGCUACAACCCCACGGAUGAACGCAUUUACUUCUUUGACUCAGGAAAACUAUUAAGCGUAAAUGUAAGAAUGGAGCUCGAUUAUUAUGACGAACAGGAGGAAAUUUUGAUGCAAUAAAAGAAUUUGUCGAAAA
This is a messenger RNA of Meloidogyne enterolobii, 434 nucleotides long. NCBI's taxonomy places the organism in Eukaryota, Metazoa, Nematoda, Chromadorea, Rhabditida, Meloidogynidae. The record is from the annotation of a GenBank genome assembly.